UUUUCCAAGUUCAGUGAUUCACAAUUAGCAAUACUAAAUUUUACCUACCUCUUUACUGUGCUGUCAUUCAGUGUGCUACAGUCCUCCUAUGGUCCUUCUAGGAUGAGAGAGUGGCAAAGGGCCAGCUGUUGUAAGGUAUGUGAGAAAAAAUUCGCAAGCAGCACCAGGACUCCAGGACUACACCUCACAUCCAUUUCCAUUGAGUCUUAACCAGCAGAGAACAUAACAUUCUUUUGCCUGGUUCAAACAGGCAUCUCUGGACCAAGAAAUUAUAAAGCACUGCUGAUAAAAGCUAAAGGUUUUAAUUUUUUUUACCUUUUUUUUUUUUUUUAAGAAUUCAGCAGUGAGGUUGAAAUCUUGAAGUAGAACAUAUUUAAAAUCAGACUAUGAAAGCAAUGAAGAAUCCAUAUUUUUCCCACAGAGAAAUUUUCAAUGAACAAAAAACAAGGAACAGCAGAAAUCUUGGAUGGAACUCCACAAUGUGCAAUCAUGUGAGGUGUGCAAGUAGGGUAAAAUGCGCUGUUCAUGCCAAUCUGUAGGUAGCUUCAUAAUAAACCAUGCAAAAGAGUCAUUUGGGCUUUUGCUUUGCCCAUUUAAGAAAAAAUAAGGCAUUGCCCAGGAACCUACUUCAUUGUACCCAACAUUUGGAAUUUUCCUUUUCUGCGCAGAAGGUACAGGGGAAACCAGUCUCACAAAACUACUCUUUAGAUAACUUAAGAAUUAUGAGCAUUUUUAAAAAACAGACCAUAUACUAUUUCAAAUGAUGUUUCUUUCACUGAAAAAACUGACCCAAACACUCAUCCACCACUGAGACCCUGUUAUUGUGAAGGGCUAUUUUUUGAUUAUGUAGGUUUUAUGUUGGUACCAGCUUUGCCAGGCUUUGUUCCCUACUUGGUGUCCAAAGCUUGUGCUUACCUGAGCUUACUCAACACUGUAAAGAAAUGCCCUGGAGUCAUUCAGUGAAUUUUUUAAAGAGGGAAAUAUGGGGAGUACCAGGGCAACCCCGUGGGUACUUCAUGUUACUGGAGAGUCCCUAAAUGCGCAGUUGUGAGCAGGAAAGCAAGUACUUAGCAAGGCCUGGCCACCAGACGACUGCAGUGUGCCUUCCAGAGAUACAGGUGACAGAACUUUGCUCUGUCGUGGUUUCUUUUCCAGACCAAAACCAAAAUACUGAGGCUGAUUCUUGAAUGUCUGGGCUUUGUCAUUUCUGCUAGCAGUCUUGAUUUGCCAAAUUGUGAGGGGCAGUCUCUUGCCCUAGAGAUCUUUUGUUCUUAUCGUCUUGCCACAUUUUGUGCAAUCAGCAUUUCAGUUAACCACUUCUAACUUUCUGUCAGUCAAGUUCCUUCUUAAAAAAUAGAGUUUAAAUACCCUGAAAUGUAAAAGUCAGAUUAAAAUCCCUUUGACAUGACCAGUCAUGGUUUGCUGAAUACAAUGUUCUAAGAUGUCUCAAGAUGGGACAGAAGCUGAUCUGGAUUGAUAAGAAUCCUAGAAAAAUGGGAUUAACUAGGUGAAUGUGCUGAUCUGAUAAAACAUGGGAGUGGCUACAAGACAACAGGUCAGACAUUUGACAGUAACAUGGGAGAGUUUGGAAUUAUGAAUUAUAUCAAAUGUCAGUACUAUGCCAACAGGCAAGAUGUCAUUCAGUUGUCUUAUGGAAACUCUAGUAAAGUAUAGGUCUGUGCACAUUAUUCCUUUGCUUUCUAUUAAUGUUUUAUUUAGGCUACUAUUUUAUUUUGACAGUAUCAGGAUAACUUCUUUUGGUUUGACUGUUUAUUUAAAGGGCAGAUGAUAUCUAAAACUUCAAAUAUGAAUCAUUCUAAGCCUUUCCAUCAGGGCGAAAGAACACACUUGGCACACACAUACAGGAAACAACAAGCGGUUCCUAAAAUGUCAUGUGAGUUUCUUUUUUCAGUAACUCCAGGGACAGGACUGAUGGUACUUGCUCCCUGACACACUGAAAUAACUUCACUCAGCUGCAGAAUGCCUCAGCUCCUGGGCAAUAGCAGUUCAGAGGAACAGGCUGCUGGAUAUUAUGCAUCAGUAUCAAUUGUCUCCAUUGCUAUCUUCAUCAUCGUUUUCAUCACAGGUAUCCCAGGCAAUGGAUUGGUAAUCUGGGUAGCUGGUCUGAAAAUGAAAAGGUCUGUGAACACUGUGUGGUUCCUAAACCUUGCUGUGGCUGAUAUCAUGUGCUGCUUGUCCUUGCCAUUUUUCAUUGUUCACCUGGCCCUCCAUGAACACUGGCCGUAUGGUUGGUUCCUCUGCAAAGUCAUUCCAUCAGUCAUAAUCUUCACCAUGUUUGCUAGUGUCUUCCUACUCGUGGCCAUCAGCAUCGACCGAUGCCUCCUUGUCACGAAACCUGUCUGGUGUCAAAACCAUCGAACAGUGAAAUUUAUAUCGCUAAUAUGCAGUGGCAUUUGGAUCCUGGCCUUCAUUUUCUGCUGUCCUGUCUUCUACUACCGUACGACAAGCACUUACGAUGGCAAAACUGAGUGUGGGUACAGUUUUGGAGACGAUCAGGUGCUAGAUUAUAUAAAUGAGUCUGUAAAUGAGUCAUGGGAAGAAUACUCACCUCUAGCCUACAACGAUAACGACUUGUUGGGAAAUACCUAUGACCGUGAUUAUUCUGUACCCCUUGCCUUAGUGGUAAUGAACAUCACUAGGGCUGUCUUUGGCUUUGUGCUCCCCUUUGGCAUAAUGGCAGUUUGCUACGUCCUUAUCGUUUUCAGAACUCGCGCAAAUCAGUUUAGCAAACCGCACAACAGGAUGCUGCGAACAAUUGUGCUCGUGGUAGCUGCAUUCUUCACCUGCUGGGCUCCAUACCAUGUAGUUGGGAUUCUCUCCCUUGUACCUGGUCUUAGAACAGGACUUACGGAGUCACUGAUCCUGUGGGAUCACCUUUCUACAGCACUUGCCUAUGCCAACAGCUGCAUCAACCCCCUGCUCUAUGUUUUUGUGGGACGGGACUUCAGGGCAAAGGUACGGCAAUCAGUGCAAGGAAUCUUGGAAGGUGCCUUUAGUGAUGAACUCACAUGUUCAACCCUUCACAGAAGCCAGACUUCAGCAGAGAAGAAUAUUAGCAGCACAGUGUAAUGCAGGACUUCCUCUCACCAUUGCAGAAAGACCAAGCUAUGGCCCUGCACAUCAAUCACUGUUUAACAGCUGUUUUUGCUCUAACACAUUUCAUUAGCCUGCAACUCCACACCCAGGACACUGUAUGGUUCAGAUCAUGACAAGUAACCCCUUUACAUCCUACUCUAGAGAUGGGAAGUUGGAAGUACCAAGAGUGAGGGAAGACUGGUGAAGCAGAAGAGAGUAUUUUAACCCUUAAAGAAGAAAGCAGGGCUGCAGAAUGUGGUGGGAUCAUGUAGCUGAACCUCUGAAUUGAGAUGUUCUUUUAUUUCCACAUGUCUAUGUUCUACAUCUCCUGUCUCUGAUAAACUGCAGAUAAAACUCACUUUGAUGUCUCUCCUCA
Manacus vitellinus (golden-collared manakin) is the source of this 3472-nucleotide messenger RNA. RefSeq names its product complement C3a receptor 1 (gene C3AR1). The coding region runs from base 1981 to 3090 and encodes 369 amino acids. The record is from RefSeq and is a predicted model, not a curated record. Gene Ontology annotation, molecular function: complement component C5a receptor activity; G protein-coupled receptor activity. The transcript has 2 exons. Gene Ontology annotation, biological process: chemotaxis; inflammatory response; complement receptor mediated signaling pathway. Lineage: Eukaryota; Metazoa; Chordata; Aves; Passeriformes; Pipridae. Gene Ontology annotation, cellular component: plasma membrane.